Messenger RNA from Populus trichocarpa (black cottonwood), 5202 nucleotides. RefSeq names its product COP1-interacting protein 7. Lineage: Eukaryota; Viridiplantae; Streptophyta; Magnoliopsida; Malpighiales; Salicaceae. The transcript has 12 exons. The record is from RefSeq and is a predicted model, not a curated record. Bases 501 to 4952 code for a protein of 1483 amino acids.
CAAAAGACACGCACUCAUAGACUAGUACUAGUUUUCUCCCUCUCCCUUCCUGUACUCCAGACCAGACUACAGAGAGAGAGAGAGAGAGAGAUAAAGCAAGCAAAGCCAAAAGAAAAAGAAAAGAAAAGAUUGGCAUUUGAGAAAUGAGUAAAGCAAAAACCAUCUUGUCAUUGUUAGGGUUUUCUUAGAACUGCAAAAGAAAAUAAAAAAUUAUAAAAUAAAGAAACCCAGAAAAGCUAAUCUCUUUAAAGAAAAAAAUUCAAAUAUAUAUGAAAAAAAGAGUUGGUACCCAAAUGCAGGCACCCAAUUUGAAAUAUAGGAUCCGAUUCACCCAUUUAAGAUCUCACUGAUUGGUCUUUCAGAAUUUGCAUUGUGGGUUGGGUUCCUUUUGGACUGAAGAUCUGCUUGUUUCUGAGACUUGAUUAAUCAAGGCUUGACUACAUCCAUUUAUAUGAGGAGGUUGGAGCAUACAGAACUAGUUUAAAUAUACUGGUGAGAAAAUGAAAUCCAAUACACUUCUCGACUAUGCUGUGUUUGAACUGUUGCCAAACCUGACACGAUGUGACUUGUUUGUUUCAAGCAAUGGAAACACAGAGAAGCUUGUGUCUGGACCAGUAAAGCCAUUUAUAACUCAUUUGAAGGUUGCAGAAGAACAAGCUUCACAGGCAGUCCAGUCAAUUAAACUAGAGGUUGACCGGCGUAGAAAUGCUGAGACCUGGUUCACAAAAGGAACACUUGAGAGGUUUGUGCGUUUUGUCAGUUCACCGGAGGUUUUAGAGAUGGUCAAUACAUUUGAUGCAGAGAUGUCUCAGUUAGAAGCAGCCCGGAAAAUAUAUUCUCAGGGGUCUGGAGAUCAACUUUCUGGUGCUUUAGGCAGGGAUGGAACAGGAACCACAGCAGGAGCUGAUGCAACAAAGAAGGAGCUUCUAAGGGCGAUUGAUGUGAGGCUUGCUGCAGUUAGGGAGGAUUUAGCCACAGCCUAUGCUAAUGCAUCUGCUACUGGAUUCAACCUUGACACUGUUCCAGACCUCCAGCAUUUUGCAGAUCGCUUUGGUGCCCAUCGCUUGAAUGAGGCUUGUACCAAAUUUAUGUUACUGUGCCAGAGAAGACCAGACCUGACCAAUCCAUGGAAGCCAAUUGUGGGGGAUCAAGUGGUCCGGUCCUCGUGGGGAUCUGACAUGUCAAUUGAUGACCCCACUGAAGAUGAAAGUGGUUCCUACCUGACCAGGCCCCACCAAAACCCAUUCCAAAAUAAACACCAACAGCAGCAAGCUAGCCAAGAACUACAACAAAUAGAAACGACACAAACCCAAUUCCACCUUAACCAAUCCAAGUCCUCCACUUAUCAACAGCCCAAUUCCUCUCUCGCUACGCAGCAACAGACUAUUCAGAACGAGAACAAGGAAGAAGAAAAGAAGAAAGAGGAGGCUGUGACUAAUUCAUCAACAAGUCUACCAAGCCAAUCUUCUAGGAGACUCAGUGUUCAGGACAGGAUCAACCUAUUUGAGAACAAGCAGAAGGAGAGCUCAGGUGGCAAACCUGGAGCUGUAGGUAAAUCUGCAGAGCUGAGGAGACUAUCAUCUGAUGUUUCACCUGCAACUGCAACUGCAACUGCAACUGAAAAGGCUGUGUUGAGGAGAUGGAGUGGUGCAAGUGAUAUGAGCAUUGACUUGGGCAAUGACAAGAAGGAUGAUAACAAUAUAGACAGCCCCUUGUGUACACCCUCUUCAUCCUCUGUUUCUGGAACCAAAAGUAAUGUGUUUCCUGUCUCAUCAGAUGAUGAUAAGGACCAGAAAGGGUUGAAUGAUACAGAAAGUGCAGCAAAUUUAGUUAAGUUGGAGACUAAGAGCCUUUCUGGGUUGAAAGAUCAGGGUGACUUGCAAACUCAUGGUGGUGGGCCUGCGAGGAAGGAGAAGGAGGUGAAUUUGAAGGGGAAAGUGAAUUUGAAAGAUCAAGUAGGGUCUCUGGCCCAGUUGAGGUCAUCUGCAGGUAGAGGGGAGGAGUCAGGGGUGGGUGAUCAGGUGGUUUUGGAGAAGUUGAAGGGUACUUCAGGUGGGGAAGAGAGGACUGUUGGAGCUAAAGCUCAACUGAGUUUUCAGGAGAAGUCGAGAGGUUUUCCAGAUAAGGUGGAGAUUGUUGCAGUGAAAAACCAGGUUGAUCUGCAGACCCAGAUUGGAGGUUUUGUGGGCAGGGUUGGGAAUGUGGCGUCUGGGAAUAGAAUUGACGACAUUAAAAUAAGGGAUCAGUCCUCGAGUCAGUCAAGGUCUGGGGUUUCUCAGACUCAUACUAGAUCUUUUUCAGGACAGUUUGAAGGUGGUUUUGGAGUGAAGGAUAAGGAAUUGCCAACUAAAGUGACUGACUUGGAUCUGUCAGCUUCUCAGACACAGCAGAAAUUGUUUAAGGGUGAAGUUGAUCAGGCAAGGAAGGAGGACACUGAACAGAUAACAGAGGAUGAUCUUGAAGUUUCAAAAAUGAAGGUCCAGAAACAACCUUUUUUGGGUCCAGAGCAAUUUAGGAAGCUGCAGGGUAGGAGGGAUGAGAGUGGAUCUAUUCAUGGAAGCAACAAGCCUAGCUUUCCCAGUAAAAAGUAUUCUGAGAGUCAAGAGAGCAUUGGUUCUCAGCAAGUACCAUCAGCAGAUCAGUUUCAAAGGGUGAGGCAGUCUAAGGGGAAUCAAGAAUUAAAUGAUGAGCUGAAGAUAAAGGCAAAUGAGCUUGAAAAGCUUUUUGCUGAACACAAACUUCGCAUUCCUGGUGAUCAAUCCAGUUCUGCUCGGAGAGGCAAGCCUAGUGAAGUGCAAUCUGAACAGGCAGCAAGUUUACAGUACAGAAAACCAGUAGCUGUAGAGAUAUCUCCUGUUCAGUUUCAGGAAAAGACGGUGCUUGAACGAACUGGGAGUUCUAGUGAUACUGGAAAGUUUAGCACUCCACCAAGGAAGAUAGUAGAUCAUCAGGACUGUGGCAGUUCUCUGAGGCAGAGUUUCUCUGAGAUUAGUUUUUCAGAUGAUUCUAGAGGGAAAUUUUAUGAGAGGUACAUGCAGAAAAGAGAUGCAAAACUGAGGGAGGAGUGGGGUACAAAAAGAUUGGAGAAGGAAGCCAAGUUGAAGGCCAUGCAGGAAAGUCUUGAGCGGAGUAGAGCUGAGAUGAAGGCAAAAUUUUCUUGCUCUGCAGACAGACAAAAUUCCUUGUCUGAUACUCACAGAUGUGCAGAAAAGCUCAGAUCAUUCAAUUUUAAUUCAAGUACGAAGAGAGAACAGCCAGUAGAUUCCAUUCAUAGUGAAGAGGAUGAAGAUCUUUCCGAAUUUCCAGAACAGAUUUAUUAUGGAGAGGACAGAUCAUUCAAUGAGGUGUCUUUAGGGGGCAUUGCUUCUAGAAGCUCUCAAAACAAGAAGCUCUUGCUGAACAGAAAUUCAUCUUCAUCCACCCCUCGCACCACAGUUGUGCCAGUUCCACGGUCAUCAUCCAAAAUUUCCAACCCAAGUUCCGGGAGGCGGAGAGUACAAUCAGAAAAUCCUCUCGCACAGUCUGUUCCAAACUUCUCCGAUUUCAGAAAAGAGAACACAAAGCCCUUGUCUGGAGUUAGCAAAGCAGCAAAUCGCUUGCAGGUGAGAACCUAUGCUCGCAGCAAGAGUUCCAGUGAAGAGAUACCUCUGGCCAAGGAAGAAAAGAACCAGCGGUCUCAAUCCUUGCGCAAAAGCUCUGCCGGUCCUAUUGAGUUCAAGGAUUUGCCCCCAUUAAACUCGGAUGUUGUUUUGGCACCAUUGAAAUUUGAUAAAGAGCAAACUGAGCAGAUCCCAUAUGACAAAUUCUCAAAGAAUGUGGAGUCAAAGCCUUUCCUCAGGAAGGGCAAUGGCAUAGGUCCUGGUUCUGGAGCAACUGUUGCGAAACUGAAAGCUAUGGUAGCAUCUGAGACUUUAAAAAAUGAAGAAUUUGAAGAAUCAGCCUUUGAGGCAGAAGAUUCAGUUGAUGAGUCAAAGGAAGAAGAAGACGAGGGACUUGAAACAACCGAGAUUGAAGAUUGUGCUAAUAUGGAUAAUGGCAAACCAAGACUAAGCCUGGAUUCAGACAAGAUGGGUACAUCUGGAUCCGAGAAUGAUGAAUCUCUGAGAUCUAUUUCUCAAAUUGAUCCUUCUUCAGUUGCUGAAUUGCCUGCGUCUGUGCCUUCAACAUUCCAUGCUGUAGGGUCUCUGCAGGACUCACCUGGGGAAAGCCCUGUGUCAUGGAACUCACGCAUGCAACAUCCAUUUUCCUACCCACAUGAGACCUCAGAUAUUGAUGCUUAUGUGGACUCUCCAAUUGGGAGUCCUGCAUCAUGGAAUUCUCAUUCUCUGACCCAAACAGAGGCUGAUGUAGCUCGGAUGAGGAAGAAGUGGGGAAGUGCGCAGAAACCUAUUCUUGUUGCCAAUUCAUCCCAUAAUCAGUCUCGCAAGGAUGUGACCAAAGGGUUCAAACGGUUGUUAAAGUUUGGAAGGAAAAGUCGUGGGGCAGAGGGUUUGGUUGAUUGGAUUUCUGCUACCACUUCUGAAGGAGAUGAUGAUACAGAAGAUGGGCGAGAUCCUGCCAAUCGGUCAUCAGAAGAUUUGAGGAAGUCAAGAAUGGGAUUCUCACAGGGUCACCCUUCAGAUGAUGGCUUUAAUGAAAGUGAGUUGUUCAAUGAGCAAGUUCAAGCAUUACAUAGCUCCAUACCAGCACCUCCAGCAAACUUUAAAUUGAGGGAUGAUCAUUUGUCUGGAAGCUCUAUUAAAGGGACUAGCUGCAUGAUAGGGGAGGCAUUCGCCCUGCAUGUGUUUCUUACUGAUGUAGGAUUCAGGAACAUGAAACUUCCACUCGAGCACCACGGUCAUUCUUCUCUCUGUCAUCCUUCCGAAGCAAAGGUAGUGACUCAAAGCUUAGAUAAUCACUUAAGAGAAAAGCUUGGAGCUACUCCUGGAAUCAUCAAUCAAGUGAUAGUGUAAAGGGAUUAUAUAUAGGAUACGAACGCAUGUGCUCGAAUAUGUUGUAUAUUGUAUUGAACAAAAAUCGCCUACUGGCGUUCUUGGGAUUUUGGUAGUCUAGGAGCAUUCUUUUUUCUAUUACUCAGUCUCCAGCCGUGUGUGAUGUAUAUGAGAAAUCGAACUCUUGCUAGAAUUAGAGUUGUUGACAACUUAAGGAGAGUGAUGUGAUUAUAUGCGGAGCAAUAGCUUGUAUACAAUGCUUGUUAUUUUA